Messenger RNA from Ahaetulla prasina, 1534 nucleotides. RefSeq names its product immediate early response 5 like (gene IER5L). The transcript has a single exon. Bases 271 to 1467 code for a protein of 398 amino acids. The record is from RefSeq and is a predicted model, not a curated record. Lineage: Eukaryota; Metazoa; Chordata; Lepidosauria; Squamata; Colubridae.
CCGAGCGCAGACGGCCGGGCGAGAGUGGGAGGGCCGGGCGGCCGGGCGAGCCACUAGCCAGUGCCGGGCAUCGGGUGGGGUUGGCGGCUGCUAUUGCUGCCUUUUCCGAGCGGGAGCAUCAAGCGCCUGGCACGGGCGAUCCUGCCCGUCUGCCCGCCGCCCGGCGCGGCUCCCGUUGGAGCGGUGGCCCCGGGCAGCGCCGGCCUCGCCGCGUGUGGAUGCGGGCCCGGGCGCCGGCGGGCGGCCGAAGCUGAGCGGCCGCCGAGGAAGAUGGAGUGCGCGCUGGACGCCCAGAGCCUGAUCAGCCUCUCGCUGCGCAAGAUCCACAUGUCGCGCACGCAGCGCGGCGGCCUGAAGCUGCACAAGAACCUGCUAGUCUCCUACGUGCUCCGCAACGCCCGGCAGCUCUACCUGAGCGAGCGCUACGCCGAGCUCUACCGCCGCCAAAGCAGCGCCCUGCCCGGCCAGCCGCCUCACCCGCUCUACCUCGACGGAGCCGGCGGCGCCCUGCCCUUGGCGCCCGCGCCCACCGUCUGCGCUCCCCCGCCGCUGGGCGAACUGGCCGGCGCGGACUUCCAGACGCUGCCCGCCUCCGUCGCCGCCGGUCCGGAGGGCCUCCAGCUGCGGAGCUGCGCCCUGGCCAGGCCGGACUCGCCGUCGAUGCUGCUCCUGCCGCCGCCGCCGCCGCCCGCCGCCGACGCUUUGGGACUGCCCGCCGCGGCGAGCGUGUGCCGGGACUCGCCGCUGCCUUUCUACCCGCCGCGCGGCUACCCCGGGUCGGGCUCGGGAGGAGGAGGAGGAAGCGGCAGCGGAGGCGUCGGAACGGAGUUCGGCGUCUCGUGCGCGCCCUCGGGGAUUCCGCCGUCGGGGCCCGCGGCGCACUGCUCGAGCCGCACCACCGUGCUGGAUCUGGACACGCACGUGGUGACCACCGUGGAGAACGGCUACCUACACCAGGACUGCUGCUGCGCGCCCUGCCCGCCAGGCGGCCUCGUCCCCGCCGUCGUGGCCUCCGCUGCCAGCUGCUGCCCGCCGUCGCCGUCGCCGCCACCGCCGCUGCCUCCGCCCAGCCCGGGCGCCAAGCGCAAGUACGAGCCGGCGGGCGGCGCUGGGGAUCCGCCGCUCUUGCCGCCUCCGCCGCCCGGUGCGCCUUCGCCCUUCGCCUCCUGUGCCAAGCGCGCCCGCUUCGAAGGCUUCCCCACCGUUGGACAGGCGCCCUCGCCUUCCUCCUCUUCCUCCUCCUCCGCCUGCUCCCAUCCUUCCUCCUCCUCCUCUUCUUCCUCGCCGGACGCUUCCAACAUCUCCAGCCUGAUCUCUAUCUUCGGCUCCAGCUUCAGCGGGUUGGUGAGCCGGCCGCCCCCGCCGGCGCCGCCGUCGGACUCGGAGCAGCUCUCCAGCGGACAGCUGUGCGGCAAACAGGCGCUGGCCAGCUUGGGGGCUUGGACGCGGGCCAUCGUGGCCUUUUGAGAGCGGCCGGGGUCGGCUUUUGCGGGGCUCUCCCCGCCGCUCGGCCCCUUUUGGGACGGUGGGGGGG